Botrytis sinoallii is the source of this 921-nucleotide messenger RNA. RefSeq lists its product as uncharacterized. NCBI's taxonomy places the organism in Eukaryota, Fungi, Ascomycota, Leotiomycetes, Helotiales, Sclerotiniaceae. The transcript is spliced from 3 exons. The record is from RefSeq and is a predicted model, not a curated record. Bases 1 to 921 code for a protein of 306 amino acids.
AUGGCAUCUCAACUCCCCUCUCCCUUACCAAAUGCCUUUCCGCCGAAAGAUAUCUCGGCAGUCAAAGCAAUGGUAACUCAUCUAUGCAACGAAAUCGGACUCCCCCCAGGUAUCAUCCGAAUCUCCGGAAUAAAAAGCGGUAGCAAGCACAAUAUCAUAUUAUUUACAUGGAUUCUAACCAAUCUUCCCCCCGGUAGUCGCAUGGCUCCUUGCAAACACUAUGUCUUGCGGACCCCCAAAACACAAGGAGCAAUCCCCGACCUUUGGAUCCAGAGAGCCGCCGCUUUCGAUUUCAUCUCCGCCAAGCACUUUGAAGUUCCCAAACUAUACGCUUAUGAUGCUAGAUGCGGAAACGCCAUCAGAUCUCCAAAACAAGUGGAAGGGUACACUUUACUGGAAAAAUAUCGUGUGUUGUACAACAAUUAUCUCACAUACGGCUAUUACAAGCCAGCUAGUGAUUACGGAGAAGCUGCAUCUAUGAUAUCCAUGUAUAUUGAGAGACAAGAAUUGGCGUAUCAAUUUGAGUGUUACGGUACUUUUCAGCCCGUUCAGGGAAUGGCUCUCCAGAGUUCCUUUCCUGAUAGAGUCAAGGAUCGAAUUGGAUUGGUUGUCAAACCAUUCACGAAUACUUUAUCCAUGAGAGCUAAUUCGAAGGGCCAUCGACUUUAUACUCGAAUUACUAUUUAUACAAGAAAUCCGGAUCAGGAAGUUAAAUACCGGAAGAUUCGCCAUAUAGCUUUAUGUAUCAAGGUUUUGGACAACAAUGAUAUUUAUCGUGCUGCACAUAGACCCGAGCCCUCUGUUCUUUGGCAUCCGAAUUUCCAGCCCAGCAAAAUCAUGAUGACUGCAACGCCUCAUUACUGUGAAGCUAUAUCCGGCGUAUCGAAUGACGACCCCACCCGAAUGGAAUCUUACAACUAG